AUGGGGGAGGCUCCGACGGCGGAGCUGGAUGCGGUGCUGGGUGGCGGUGGCUGGGACGUGGGGGCGAGCUUCGAGGGUCCCCCCCCACCCACCGGCCCCGUCCGCCUGGGGAGGAACGCCUGCUACGUCGUCCUGGCCGUGCUCUUCAACGAGGAGGACGGGGUGCUGCUGGUGCAGGAGGCCAAGCCCGAGUGCCGCGGGAAGUGGUACCUGCCGGCCGGGAGGAUGGAGCCCGGUGAGAGCAUCGUGGCCGCCAUGCGGAGGGAGGUGAAGGAGGAGACGGGGCUGGAGUGCGAACCCCUCACCUUGCUGGCGCUGGAGGAGAGGGGGCCGGCGUGGAUCCGCUUCGCCUUCCUCGCCCGGCCCACCGGCGGGACCCUGAAGACCCUGGAGGAGGCUGACGCCGAGUCCCUGCAAGCAGCGUGGUGGGCAGGGGACCCCUGUGCCCUGCCGCUGCGAGCCCUGGACAUCCUGCCCUUGCUGGACCUCGCCGCCCGCUACCGCCGCAGCCCCCCGCACCCCCCCACGCUACCGCAGGAGCUGCCCUGCGCCCUGCUCUGCUUGCGGCUCCUGGUGGCCUUCGCCAACGACGCCAGGGACCUUUGGGUGCUGCUGGGCACGGCCGGGACCCCCCACCUACCCGUGGUGGCCUGCGGCACGUCCCCAGCCGAGCUCCGCAGGGGUCUCCGCCUGCCCGUGCUGCGGCUGCUGCGGGACUGCCUGCCGCCAGACCCCUGCCCGGGACCCCUGGGGCUACUGGGGCUGCAGCACCGGGCUGGGGGUCCCGGGGGGGCUGACGGUGUCUGCUUCAACGUGCUGCUGAGCAUCCCACCCAGCAGCCCCGGGGCUGCCCCCCCCGAGCCCCGCAGCCCCGCUUUCCGCUGGUGGCAUGUGGAGGAGGAGAGCCUGAGGGGCCGGAUCCUGCAGCGGCUCCGUGCUGCGGCUGCGGUGCCCGUCCGCAGCUAG
This is a messenger RNA of Gavia stellata (red-throated loon), 966 nucleotides long. RefSeq names its product nudix hydrolase 18 (gene NUDT18). NCBI's taxonomy places the organism in Eukaryota, Metazoa, Chordata, Aves, Gaviiformes, Gaviidae. The record is from RefSeq and is a predicted model, not a curated record. Gene Ontology annotation, molecular function: 8-oxo-GDP phosphatase activity; 8-oxo-dGDP phosphatase activity; magnesium ion binding. The coding region runs from base 1 to 966 and encodes 321 amino acids. The transcript has 3 exons.